AUGGACAAGAUCUCCCCAUGGAACGUCGUCCACAAGCUCGAGAAGCGCCAGCUUCUCGUAGCUAUCAAUUGCGUCGCGGCGCUGUCGAUUCUCUUCUUCGGCUACGACCAGGGCAUGAUGUCCGGCGUGAAUAAUUCCAAGGAUUACAUCGACCUGAUGAAGUUCGGGUAUACGAAGAUGGAAGAUGGGAAACCGACGCCUGUUGUCACCAAUUCGCUGUUGCAGGGCGGGAUUGUCUCGGUAUAUUACCUUGGUACAUUAUUUGGCGGUCUUUUUGGUGGUUGGCUUGGUGAUCGUCUGGGUCGAAUUAAGACUAUUGCGGCGGGCUCGGUGUGGGCGAUUUUGGGCGCGAGUCUGCAGUGCUCGGCUCAGAAUCAUAAUUGGAUGAUUUGCUCACGCUUCAUCAACGGUAUUGGUACCGGUAUCCUGAACGCCAUUGUCCCCGUCUGGGCAACCGAAACGGCCGAACACACAUCGCGUGGUCAGUUCAUCGCUAUCGAAUUUACCCUGAAUAUUUUCGGUGUUGUCUUGGCCUACUGGCUCGAAUUGUGCGUCCAUUCAUCACCUCCUCCGAAUGAGAUACUAACGUCUUCCAGCGGCCUCUCUUUCGUCGAUGGCGGCAAAUCCGCCUUCCAAUGGAGAUUCCCCAUCGCAUUCCAAAUCAUCUUCCUCCUCAUCCUCUUCUGCGCCGUCUGGUUCUUCCCCGAGUCCCCCCGCUGGCUCGUCAACGUCGGCCGCGAGUACGAAGCGCGGUAUAUCCUGCAACGUUUGCGCGGAAGCAGUCCCGAAGACCGCGUUCGCGCCGAGGCCGAGUUCCAGGAUAUCCAGAACAUUGCCGAGCUGGAGAAGACUGUCGUUCACGGCGGCGGUCAUUCGUAUCUCGGUAUGCUCUUCGGCUACAAGUCUGGCGACCUGCAUAUUGGCCGUCGGGUGCAGCUGGUCGUUUGGCUGCAGAUCAUGCAGGAGUGGGUUGGUAUCGCCGGUGUAACCGUCUACGCGCCGACGAUCUUUAGCAUUGCCGGAUUCGACUCCACGAAGAGUCAGUGGAUUAGCGGAUUGAAUAACAUUUUCUACAUGUUUGCCACCCUCGUCUGCGUCUUCACCCUCGACCGCAUCGGCCGUCGCUGGACUCUAUACUGGGGCUCCGUCGUGCAAGGCAUCGCAAUGUUCCUAGCCGGAGGCUUCUCGCGCCUCGCGAUCAACGCCAAAGCCGACGGCAACAUGAGCCAAGCUUCCUCCUACGGCGCGGCCGCCGCCUCCAUGAUCUUCAUCUUUACCUCCACCUUCGGUGCGACCUGGCUCACCGUGCCGUGGGUGUACCCAGCCGAGAUCUUCCCGCUAGCCGUGCGAGCUCGCGGGAACGCGUGGGGUGUUGUGGGCUGGAGUAUCGGAAACGGAUGGCUGACACUUCUCUGCCCGGUAAUGUUCGGCGCCAUCGGCGAAAAAACCCUCUACGUCUUCGCAGCCAGCAACGUCAUCACCAUUCCGAUGGUCUGGGCGCUCUACCCCGAGAGUAGUCAGCGGACACUGGAAGAUAUGGAUUUGUUGUUUGCGGCGCCGACGCCGUGGACUUGGGAUGCGGAGGAGACGUUUGCAAGGCUUAAGGCUGAGAAUCCGGGGAUGGUGCAGACUAGUCGGAAGAAUAGCGUGCUGGAUCCGGAGGCGGGGAAGGAGAUUGAGAUUGCGAAGGAUGAGAUUGCGAAGGAGGAAAAUGUUACGGCGUCGGAGCAUGUAGAUCGG
Penicillium argentinense is the source of this 1740-nucleotide messenger RNA. RefSeq lists its product as uncharacterized. Gene Ontology annotation, cellular component: membrane. Gene Ontology annotation, molecular function: carbohydrate:proton symporter activity. The record is from RefSeq and is a predicted model, not a curated record. The transcript is spliced from 4 exons. Gene Ontology annotation, biological process: carbohydrate transport; transmembrane transport. NCBI's taxonomy places the organism in Eukaryota, Fungi, Ascomycota, Eurotiomycetes, Eurotiales, Aspergillaceae. The annotation marks the transcript as partial.